Messenger RNA from Darwinula stevensoni, 2018 nucleotides. The record is from the annotation of a GenBank genome assembly. NCBI's taxonomy places the organism in Eukaryota, Metazoa, Arthropoda, Ostracoda, Podocopida, Darwinulidae.
GUGGGCGAUCUACCGUGGAAUGAUCUCGUCGGCAUGACAUCUCUCUGUCGCUGAUGGAUGGAUACGGUCAACAUUUCCCGCCGAACGGGAAUCGGCCGAAGAAGAACCUGUGGACGACCGUCAGGGGGAGUAGCCGGGAUUUCUGGCUCUCGACCUCAAUUCCGGGACUCACCAAUGCCAGGAGACAUCAAAAUCCCGCUCCGAAACUGCUAUGGUUGACGGUGUUCCUUAUCGGAGCGGCUUUCACGGUGUACUCGGGUUACCAAGUGGUGGCGGAUUACCUUUCCUACCCGGUGAUCACAUACGUAUCCAUGAACCACGCCCCAAGGAUGCCUUUCCCGGCCGUCACCGUCUGCAACUCGAAUCCCAUCGUCUGCUACAAGCUGGCCCAGUUCCGAGAUCAGCUACCAGAACUGUGGAAUGCAUCUGGCUGUGAAGUUACUUCAGCGAUGUUCACUAAACUCACUAUGGCCCUGACGACAUUGAAUGCAACGGAAUUCAAGGCAGCACUCGAUCGGUACUUGCAAGGAGAAAUGGGAAACAUGACCGACUUGGUAUUUGCCAUUGUGGAUGAUGCUGGCGACUACUCGUAUGCGGGAGAAUUGACGUCUCUCCUGAAUUUCCUCCCCGGCAAUGAUUCUUCACCUAUGUUGCAUAUGAUUCUCAGCGCUUGUUUGUGUGCGGAACCUGCGGCGUUCAAGGCUGGGAACGGCAGCAAAGCCUUUGAUGCUCUCAUGUCCUAUGCGAAGGGUGCAGCUGUGGCGACAAGCGGGACACGUCAAAGCAUGGGAGCGGGAACAGCCGGGGGUUCGUUAAAUUCUGGAGGGUCUUCGAGCCGUAAUUCUGUUGCCUCUACAUCGAACACAACGAGGAAGAGAUCAAUAGCAGGUGCUGGGAACACGGCAGGGACUUAUAAUCAGGGUGCUCAGGAAAACAGUACUUAUGGGCAGGGAAGCAAUCCUCAUAUCCAGGGAAACGGUCCGGUAGACAUCGCCUCUGCAACCACAUAUUACGUGAAAUACGUGAAGCUGAUGGAAGCCUUCUCCAAAGUGAAUGACUCACUGAAGCAAAGAAUCACGCCUUCGUUGACAAUGCUAAUCUGGAGAUGCACCUUUCAAGGCACCGACUGCUUGCAGGACGGGUUUUUCCAGAAGAUAAUGACGCCACAAUAUGGUGCUUGUUACAUGUUCAACACAGCCUGGAAUCCAAGCGAUUCGGAUGGAGGGCAAAGGAUAUCGGGCAAAACUGGAGAAGAAACAGGCUUGUCACUGGAAGUGUUUAUAGACCAGGAUAACUAUAUCCCAAACCCGAUUUCAUCGAGUGCCGGAGCCCGAAUCACCAUUCAUUCCCCGGACCAAUUGCCGAAUCCUGUGGAACAGGGAUACUUCGUUCAACCCAACACUCACACUGUCUUUGGUUUACAAAUUGUGAACAUGUCCAGGUUGCCGAGUCCCUACGUCACCAACUGCGUUUCGAACUGGACUGAGACCGACUUCGAACCCCUUCCUUCUGGAUUUAAUCAAAAUAUCAGCAAUCAGAAUUUCAUCUUCGGCUACAGUCAAGUCGGCAAAAAUCUUGGAAUUGAAGAUAUCAUCGCGCAAGUUCUUAGUGACCCUACGAUGUCUGCGACGGUCAAGGGAACCAUGCAGAAGGACAUGCUGAAAGUUGAGAUCUUUUUCCGCUCCCUCAAUCUGCAAGUCAUCCAGGAAAAACCGAAAUACGACUUGUAUGGACUGGUGAGCAACCUGGGAGGAGUAGUCGGGAUCUAUUUGGGGAUGUGUGUCGUGAUGCUCAUCGAGAUCCUGGAAUUCCUCGCUUUUCUCCUCUACGACAUCAUCCGGUAUUUCCUCGGAAAGGAUUCGCGUGAUGAACAACAGAUUGGGGGCCUACACAAGAGCAAGGAGCUUGGAGCACCUCCCGCCAAUAAAUCCUACAAUCAGAUCAUCGCCUCGAUGUACCCUGUCUCUCAAGAUCUCCCUCCUCCCGUUUACCAUCGCAAAGUGUGGGGCAGUCAAUGA